GCCCAGACAAAACGACGCUUUUCGCAUGACCGAGUUCAUUUAAAUCUGCUGAGGAGGGAGAGGUAUUCUGCCUUUCCUCUGAAUUGAAAGCUGCUAUUUCUUUCGUUGCCUCAGAACAGGGCAGUCGCUUUUCGUUAGCCAGUUUGGCACCAACUGGGCAGAAGCAAAGAGAUACAUGCCAGUGUUGAAGAAAAUAUACGGUUUUCGUCACGAAGAUUAACGAAACGAGGUUAAUUCCUACCAACGAACGAAAUCAAAUUCGCUUGAUGUGACUUGUGGAGGCAAAGUGAGAAGCGGGCUAGCCAGAGGGAAGCGAUUGAAACAAGAGUACGAGUCUGGGCUACUUCAUAAGUAAUUUCACAUUUAUAUAAGUAGUUUUCGACAUACCGGCAUCAUGACCCGAAGAUCCUGUGCCAUUUACGCUACCGGGAUUGUGUGCGCUCAUCUACUGAUUGUGGGAAUCGCCUUGGUCGUGGCACAAGUCUUCCAAACAAUGAUUCACUCUCGGUUAAAAAAGGAAUUGACUUUGACGGAGAAAAGCCAAGUAUUUGAGUCGUGGAAGAACCCUCCACCCCCCGUUUACAUGGAGUAUUACUUCUUCAAUGUCACCAAUCCAGAGGUUUUCCUAUCUGGUGGUAAAGCAGCUGUCACUCAAAUUGGACCAUACACGUACAGGGAGUACAGACCCAGGGAGAAUGUGACCUUCCUCGAAAACGGGACCAAGGUUUAUGCCCUGAACCCCAAGAGCUUUGUUUUUGUUCCUGAGAAGUCCAAGGGAAACCCAGAGACGGACAUUCUGAGGACAGUUAACAUCCCAGUUGUGGCUGUCAUGAGUGAGCUCAAUUCCUACUCCUUCUUCCUCCGCACCCUGGUGUCCAUGUGGAUGAAAAGCAUCGGCGUGGACAUCUUCAUGACGCGCACCGUCCACGAGGUGCUGUGGGGGUUCAAGGACCCUCUGCUCAGCCGUCUCCACAACUUGAGACCUGAAGUGGACGACCACUUUGGCCUUAUGUGGAAGAAAAAUGGAACUCAUGAAGGAGAGUUUGUGUUCCUAACUGGGGAGAGGGACUACAUGGAGUACGGCAGGAUCGACACAUGGAACGGCCUGAGAGAGAUGUCAUGGUGGUCCUCCAACCAGAGUAACAUGAUCAACGGGACAGACGGCAGUGUCUUCCAUCCACUGCUGUCCAGGAACGAGCUGCUCUACAUCUUUGCUGCUGACCUAUGCAGGUCUAUCCACCUGGCCUACGUGGAGGACGUGGAGGUGAAAGGCAUCCAGGCGUACCGCUUCGCGCCCCCCGAGGACGUGCUGCAGAGUCCCAAGAUCAACCCAGCCAACGAGGGCUUCUGCGUGCCUUCCGGGGACUGCCUGGACACCGGCGUGCUGAAAGUUAGCGUUUGCCGCGAAGGAGCCCCUAUCGUGGUGUCCUUCCCUCACUUUUACCAAGCAGACCCCAAGUACAUCAACGCUGUAGAUGGUCUGAACCCCAACAAGGAAGAGCAUGAGACCUACCUUGACCUUAAUCCGACCACUGGUAUCCCUAUUCGUGCCUGCAAGAGAGCCCAGCUCAACAUCAUCUUGAACAGAGUUGAAGGCUUUCCUGCAACCAAACACAUCAACCAGACGAUUUUCCCCAUAAUGUUCGUUAACGAGACGGCGACCAUCGAUGAUGACUCAGCGACCCAGAUGCGAACUCUGCUGCUGAUUGUGACGCUGGUGUCCAACUUCCCCCUGCUCAUCGUGGGCAUGGGGGCCAUCCUGCUGGUGGUCCUCGUCAUCCUGGUCUGCAGGAACCGCCAGAAGAAUGAAGUAAAACGUAUUGAUUUUAAUGAAGCUUUUCAUUCUUUUACUACGGCCAAAGACGAAACGGCCUACACUCAAGUGAGCGACAAGCCUGAGGAGCCAUCAGAAAACCACGCCUGCCAGCCGAUGAAGAACGGCUCUUACAUAGCCAUGUCUCCAGUGGAGGCCCAGAAGUGUUGAUGGACGCUGGGGUAGGGGGUGGGAGCAGAGGGCAGGGUGCAGCACAGGCCAUGCUGUGCUGGAAGCAAGGAUAUAUGUAUUUUUGUUCAGUCUUAGAUAUAUUUCCCCCCCUCCCCGUCUUUUUCUAGGGGGGUGUUCGCAGCCCCCAAUAAAUGUCAAUCAAGAUGUGGAUACUUCCUAAUGGUCCGCCAUCUUGAUUGUCCAAGCUUCUCGCCGGCCGAGCAUGCCCUUUCUGCCUGACACACUGCUACGACCCGCCCCCCACACACUAUCUCCUGGGCCUCUGCUUCUGGUCUAGCUAGCUCCAGCGCUGGCUUUCAUCAGGGGACGCGGACUCUGCAAGGACACGCCUUUUUUUGUGUGUGUGUGUUUAGCAGCUCCUUCGAGGAAUUCCGUAGCAUCAGCUGUGUGCAUGCUCACCGAUCAACCCCCCCCCCCCCCUCCCCCCCGAGCAGACUUCAGCCGUCCUACAGGGCCUGAGGCGCAGGGUGGUUGUCACCUGGGGUGACUACCGAGGGUCUUUCUAGAGAUCUUCAUUCCAUCCGUGUUUGGUGAGAUCGGGUCUCGAAAUGGAAGUCAUCCUCCCUCUCCCCCAACUCUUCAGUGUGUGUGUGGGGGGGGGGGGCUCAGAGUAGAAAUGGUUUUGGUAACAAAACUGUGUACUUUUGUACACAACAAGAACAAAAAAUGGACUGGGCCAAACAGUUUAUAGAAUAUUUGCCUUUUUCUAAGAUGAAUCAGUGCACAUGCCUCACUCAUCUUAUCAAAUAGAAUUAGUGGCAGUGAGUGAGUGAGUGUGUGUGUGUGUGUGUGCAUGCUUGUCCUAAACUGCUGUGGCCUGUUUUGAUGGACUACGGGCAACCAUUAUGACCCCCCCCCUCCAAUCACAGAUUUCCUAUAACACUAGUUUUGAGACGUAGCCCUCCAAGUUAAGCAUUACUAGCUAGAUGUUGGGAUCGUUCAGGGUGGAACAUACAGCCGGAUGUAGUUGUGUCAGAAGCUUUCAUCUUUCUGAGCAGAGGAAGGGAUAGCCUACAUACCCAAAAAAACUUACAAGGGAGACUUGAACCUACUUUCUGCCUUACAAGCUUUUUUCUCUUUUUUGUUUGUUUGUGUGUUGAUAAUGUAAAAAAGCUGGAAAUCUUUGUCAUUGUACAUAUUGUAAAGGGGAAAUAUCCAGCUACCUCCUGACCAAAUCCAGCAAGAAGUCAAAGGUUUGCUGUCGAAAAACUUCAACUUGGAAACAUUUGUGGGACUACUUUGUGAGUCUACACUGCUACUUAGAGAAAGCACAACUGGAUUGUUUGAAACCAGUCCUCCAACAAAGUUACCGACCUUUUCAUAUUACGAAGGUCUCCUGUCUGAGACGGCCAUCGGUGCUGUGUGAUUAAGACAGCAGACAUUGUGUAGAUGCCAGUUGUGGCGCCCUCCGCCGUGGCCAACAGUUGUUUGGCUUGCCAAGGAGCCGAAGGCGUUCAGACGAACACGGCACUUGAAUCCCUGUUCGUCUUCUGUGUGAUGUCUCGUGUUUCUUUGUUGCGUUGGUCACCAGUCUGUCAUGUCAAGCCUUUGGCGGCUGCUGCCAUGAACUGAAUUAAGGCCAUACUACUGUCAACUUGAAAAUUGUGAUCCCUGCACUUCCCCCCCCCCCUCCCCUUUUUUGAAAAGAGAAAUUGUGCCCUUUUUUAGUUUUCGGUCUUUUGUCCUGGGCAUUUGAUUUCAAAAUGCUACGGCCUUCACAUGCAUUUCAUUGUGGUGGGUAUUUCAACACUGCCUUUGUUACUUGCUUUUCAGUACUUCAAGUAUUGUGGUUUUGGUAUAUUUUUUUAUAUUUUGAUUGCUGCUAAUAAUUUGCCAUAACGUAUGGACUUGUAUUUUUAUGACUACCCAUGUCUGCUCUUGAUUUUCUCAGUCCAAGAGUUGCUAGGUUUCUGUCAAGCAUCUUUUUGGAUAUGAAAAAAUACCGGAGCACCAAAUACAAUUGCCCAUAGCUUGCUGCCAAGUACUGGAAUAAGCGGAUAACAAUAGAUAGCAACAUUAACACCAAGUAUCAUAAUUAUUACAACUCGUCUCUUGUCAUUUCAUGUUAUUGGGUGACUAGUUGUACGUAAGAUGAUUUCAUGUUAUAUUGUUUGGGUUAUGAUAGGGCUAGUACUGGAAGCACUAUUUGUUGAGUUUUCGCUGAAUGCCCUUGUAAACAAAUGAAGGAGAGCUGUCGAAGCAGACGUUAGAUUUGUGCCAUUGAGGAUCAUGCUGAUGAAUGCCUGUCUGACAAAUGAAUUCUUGGAAAUGCUCAUUCUAUUCUUAAUAGGCUUUUAUGAGCUUGAAUCCUACAUGCAGGCAGUCAUGGCCAAAUGCAAACCUGCUGUGCUCCAUUUAAUCACAGUAUAUCUUUACCAUCCUUAUUGACUUGAAUUUCAAGACCUUAACCCGCAAGUUGUGUGUGAGUGUGUUUCUAAACAGGCACACACCUGAGCCUGCUCCUACUUCUCCCUCUGACCCUUUGUGUCCAAUCAUUCAAGCCCAUUGGCUCUGUCGUGCUUGACCAAAGAACCUGUAUGGACCGGUUCCAGCGCCGUGUUUAUGCUUCUAGAUAACGGUUGUGCCACCAGUGCGGCCUACUUUAAACAGUGCCAGGAUCCAAGUCUGGUGUCUGCACCAAUGGUUAUGAGGUGUGUGCUAUUUCCAACCAGGCAAAAAUAUAUAUCAUAAAUGAGUUUUGUUGUUAGUUUAGCCAAUUUGGUAUUGGUUGUUAUCGCACAAAGCGAGAUUCGAAAGGUUUGGAAGAGGCUAUAAACAUGCAAAAUCGCUCAGUAUUAUACCAUGUAUUGACACAGCAAUGCAAAGUUAAGUAAAAAGAUUUGUUUGUGGACGAAGUGUUUUGUAAUCGGCCACACAAUAUUUAUGUAUCAACGUUGUCAAGGAUAUCUUAUUUUCUGUAUUUUUUUUUGUUUUGGUCCAGUUUCAUUUCUCUUUAUAUUUUGUAAUAUUUUACUGGGGUCAUAGAGCACAUUUCAGUUUUUCUACGAUUUCUUCUUUAUUGCUUCACCAAAAUACGUAAGUGUAAAGAUUAUCUCACAUUGUAAACUUCAGUAUCAAAGCCCCUUAAGAGAAUAGCUGAAUGGUUGUGAGUGGUUUGUGUGUUGGAUACAUUUGAGUAUUAAGAUGAAAACAGAUGCAUAGACCUAUUUUUGUGGUGCCAAUGCACUGUUUUGUUAAACUGGACUGAUUUAUUGGAAGGCUGACUGUCUUUGUAUACAAAUAGGUUGUCCUCAUUGGCAAGCAGGCCACAGGGGGAGUGUACACUCAAAAAUCCAUAGAUGAAUGAAGCCCUCCUUCAGGGAUGAUAGUACUACGUCAUCUUAAUUUGCCGUGUAGCAACUUAAUAAUUCAACCCUCAGUUUCAUGGCGUGAGAGUUACAGAAUCACUAACGGACCUUUCUUCAGUUUCCUUGAUAUAGAAUCUGUUUUUGUUGCUGAAAAUGACAAUCCUCAUGUCAUGUUAGAUGCAAAAUUAUUUCAAAGUAAUAUCCCUUUUUAGUUUUGAUAAUUUACACUGCACAAAAUGUUUUUACAGUGCUUUUGUAAACAUUUUUAGUGUAUUUGCAAAAAAUAAAAGUUGCAACAUGCAAAAGUU
Messenger RNA from Hypomesus transpacificus, 5621 nucleotides. It is a transcript of the gene scarb2a, whose product is annotated as scavenger receptor class B, member 2a. Gene Ontology annotation, molecular function: scavenger receptor activity. The coding region runs from base 395 to 1984 and encodes 529 amino acids. Gene Ontology annotation, cellular component: lysosome; cytoplasm; membrane. The record is from RefSeq and is a predicted model, not a curated record. Gene Ontology annotation, biological process: protein targeting to lysosome; receptor-mediated endocytosis. The transcript is spliced from 13 exons. NCBI's taxonomy places the organism in Eukaryota, Metazoa, Chordata, Actinopteri, Osmeriformes, Osmeridae.